AACAUGGCGCGAUUAUGGCACGAUGUUGUGGAAUUUUACAAUCGGACUAUGGAUAACGGAGAUCCAAGAGUGUAUGACUGGUCUAUGAUGCAAAGUCCAUGGCCCACACUUGGAAUAUGUUUUUCGUACAUAUAUUUUGUGAAAUUAUUAGGUCCAGCAUUAAUGAAAGAUCGUAAACCAAUGGAUCUUCGUUAUGUUAUGAUUUUCUAUAAUUUUGCUAUGGUCAUUGCUAGCACGUGGCUAUUUGUAAUGUUAGGUCUAUACGGUUGGUUUAGUAAAUACAGUUGGAAGUGCGAGCCUGUGGAUUAUUCGAAUAGUUCCGAAGCCGUUGCAAUGGCAAAUGCGGCUUGGUGGUACUAUGUUUCAAAAUUUGUCGAAUUCACGGAUACUGUUUUUAUGGUAUUGAGAAAGAAAUUCGAUCACGUAUCCAACUUGCAUGUCAUCCAUCACGGUAUCAUGCCCAUGAGUGUUUGGUGGGGUGUUAAGUUCACGCCAGGUGGCCAUAGCACAUUUUUUGCAUUUAUCAACAGUUUCGUCCACAUCUUAAUGUAUUUUUACUACGGUAUGGCGGCGGUUGGGCCUACCAUGACCAAGUAUCUUUGGUGGAAGAAGUACAUGACCGUUAUACAAAUGAUACAAUUCAUUUUCAUCUUCGUCCAUUCGUUCCAAUUGCUUUUUCGCGAUUGCCAUUAUCCACGUGGAUUUAUGUGGUGGAUUGGUUUCCAUGCUGUUUUAUUCUGGUUUUUGUUCAGGGAUUUCUAUAAGAAUGCUUAUAACAGGAGUAAAAAGAAUUUUUCUUUGUCGUGUUCACCAAGUGGCCUCAUCUAUACACACGACAAAGUUCACACUAAUGGCUACCAUAAAGAAUUAAUGAGGAAAUCGACUUGCAACAAAGAAAAUUGAAAUUGUUUAACUGAAAUUGAGGUACUGUACUUAAUAUCAUCAUCCUCACGAACUCUACCUCAAUUCGUGUACUCGUUGACAUAAAACAGGUACGAACGUGUGUUCCAGAUGGAUGUUUUAAAUUGUUUCCAACGAUUUUAUUGGCUAUAAAUAUAUUUUUAUCUUCAAAAAAACUCCAUCCCUGACGUUCCUGUUACCUUAAUGACGAGGAAGUGGUCGUUUAAAUGAUCAUAAAGGAGCAAACAUGGCAAUUGAUUUCUUUCUAUUUUUGUAAAUAUCUCCGAUUUUUAAUGGCCGAGAACAGAAAUGAAAUUGCAUCUUUUCUUAUGAGAAAACCUCUGAAAUACGGACACUGACGGAAACAUUGAAAAAAAAAUGGCUGUCAUUCGGAAUUGUCUGUUGUUUGGAGGUUAUUUCGUAUACAUUUUUGUUUAAAGAAAGAAAGUUCCUGAAAAUAUGGCCGCUGUUUAGAGGUGAUCGUUGUUGGGAGGUGGUCGUUGUUGCAGGUUCGACUGUAUAUGUAUUAUUUGGCACUUUUAAGGUUAUACCGAUACAGUGUGGGAACGAGUUUGUUUAUUAUUUUUAUUUUUAU
Centruroides sculpturatus (bark scorpion) is the source of this 1495-nucleotide messenger RNA. Its product is annotated as elongation of very long chain fatty acids protein AAEL008004-like. Gene Ontology annotation, cellular component: endoplasmic reticulum membrane. The transcript is spliced from 7 exons. Gene Ontology annotation, biological process: sphingolipid biosynthetic process; fatty acid elongation, saturated fatty acid; fatty acid elongation, polyunsaturated fatty acid. The coding region runs from base 4 to 903 and encodes 299 amino acids. Lineage: Eukaryota; Metazoa; Arthropoda; Arachnida; Scorpiones; Buthidae. Gene Ontology annotation, molecular function: fatty acid elongase activity. The record is from RefSeq and is a predicted model, not a curated record.